CCUCCUCCUCCCUCAUAAAAACACGCACAACCACGCCUCCAGAGGCACGCGCACAGGCGCAGGCUCGGACACACCUCCUCCUCCAUCACACACAAACACACACACACGCAAUCACACACACGGGGGAGUGUGAGAGCAUCGCUGGGUGAAGCAGACAACACGUAAAGGCAGCAUGAAGGACGACUGUGGUUCUCCGGGAGGCUCCCAGCAGGUGCGGCCGGGAUGAAGCUGCGUCUCAUCGGAUGGAGAGCCAGGUUUCACCAUGUCCACCGCAUCCGAGCAACUCCUCACCGGAGAGACGGCUGUGUUGAUCUCGAAUCACACUGAAUGGAGAGCAUUGAAGUUGCUUUAAGAUGACACGAACGCAUCCUCCUGAUAUACUGGCAUCGACUCUAUAUCAGGACAUUUCUCUAAAUCCCAUCACCGACCACUCCAUUUCUCUUUACUCCUCCCAGCAAUGUGACUUGAAAAUGAUUGAUAAAUCAGAGAUCAUCAACAAAAGACACUGCCGUAGUUUUGACUUCAUUGAGUCACUAGAUGACCCACAGACCUUCUCUUCCUCGAUGGAGUACCCUUACAAGAGGUCUGAGCAUCAGACAUUAAACAAAGAUCUAAUGUGGAAUGGACUGGAUCACCCGGGGCAUCUUCGCUUUUCGUCUCCUGAUCUGUUUAACACCAGGCAGUUCCAGCAGCAGUCCACACAAGACAACACCAACCAUCUCACUUGGUCAGAUUCUAAAAAGAGAUCAAGAUCUAAAAGCACUCCUAGAGUUAAGGCUACCCUCACUCCAGUGCCCAUCUCAGUAUCUCCUCCAGGAGCCAGGAAGGGGAGGGAUGCACCUCAGGCUGUGUCAGAUAACUCGAGGACUUCUGAAUCACAGCGAGAAUCCUACUCCUCAAACAGGGCUUUUUUGAAUGAGGUGCAUCCUAUCAAAUUGCAGCCUCAUUCUCCCCUCUACGUUUCAGACUGCUUUGAAGAGGAGAAAACAGAUAAGCCCGCCAUAACCCCUCAUGUUAGAUGCCGUGUGGACAUUAAACCAGAUGCUGCUGUACUGCAACACACAUCUAGGCAGAUUCCCAAUGUACGGACUGAGCAUCUGUGGCAGAGAUACUCCCAGGCCAGCAGUAGUCGAGGCUUGUAUGUACCACGGCAGGUUGUCUCCUCACCAACGCCCACUCCAAGCGAAUGCUACAGUGGAGAUUUUAGACAAGGAUACCACUAUACCAGCAUGUCUCCCAUCUCUUACCAGCAUCUAGACAUGCACAGAAUGCCAUCACCAACGGCGCCAUAUCUGAGUCAAGAACAAAGAGCUUACUCAAAUCCCAACAUACCGACCAAGUUUUUCUAUACAGAGGACGCUGUUCGGUAUCCAGUCCAUCCCUAUUCUCGAGCCUACUUUCAGGAUGAUCGGUCCAGUCUCACCAGCCAUGGUAGUACAAUGACUAGUCAGUACGACCCAAGGACUCGAUGGGUGCACACCCUUCCUGUUAGGCCGUAUUACACGGACCAGUUUUCCAACCGAGAGUCAUCACACUCCCUAUAUGGUAGGCCUUAUUCCACAAGUGAGGUAGGAUCAUACUUUUCUCAAACUCCACUGUCUAGAGCUUACUAUGGAGAGGACACCCGGUUCAAUCCAUACCACAUGAGCAGCUCAAGGUUGUUUUAUUCCAAACCAUUCUGCUCUCCUGAGGAGCAGUACUUUUCAACAAGGCCAUAUCACACAGAGGGCCGUCGACGCCCUCGAAUGUCCCAGGCCUUUUCAGAUGACUGGUAUCGCUCAAGUAUAUCUGGUUACUCUAACCAGUCAUCUCAGCACACACCACCAAGGGUAAGGCCAGACCCCACUAUACCCCACUGGUUCACCAACAGCGAGACAAGUCGUCUAGGCGCAGAGGCCAAAAGCCACUCCAAGUCUUGGGACAAUAUUCUAUAUCCACGGCAUGACAGAGAGCAAUCAGUACCACGUGGACGGAGCUACGAGAAUCUGUUUUCCCAAGCAAGACAUGCAGCAUCCUCUGAUGUUACAUCUCAACCUGUCAUACUGAACCUUUCCAGUUCACCGAGGCGCUACGCUGCCCUGUCACUCUCCGAAACCUCCUUAGAGAGGGGCUCAAGCAGUUCGUGGAAGAAUUCCAAGAGUGGGCACUGGUUUGUAACUCCUGAGAUUACCAUAACAGACAAUGACAUAUGUGCAGGCAACAGCAGGCGGCGUGAAGUCCACUCUGUCAGCUGGGAUACGAUGGACGGUGAAAAAUCACCAUCUCCGAGAGAAGUGCAUCAGAAACAGCCAUCUAACACAACAGACAUUACCAAAGACAGGAAACACAACAACUUUUCUCUCCAGCAGAGUCUAGAGCAACUGGAUGAACUCUUAGCUGAUCUGGUGGUGGACUACAAACCACCAACUAGCAGAAAGUCAAGUGAGGAUCUGUUAGAUCAGCUAAAACAACUAAUCACUGAAGAUGAUGACAAAAACAAAGGAUCUUCUGGACUUGAAAACCUAGGAGGCCUGAACACACAGCUCCCGUCCUCUAAAUCAAGCCCUGACACAAUCAAAGACCCCGAUAGUGGGUGCGAUGCUUUACAAAGGAGUGCAGAGGAAUGCUCUCCAGACCAUAGCACAGAUGAAGACGACACGAUGGUGUGUGCGAACAAAAAGUGCAAUCGGAUUGAAAAUAUGUUCAAUGCCUGCUUGUACUUCAAAUCGUGUCACAGUUGCUACACGUUUUACUGCUCGCGAAACUGUCGCAGGGAUGACUGGGAGACCCAUAAAGAGACAUGCCUGUACGGUCGUGUUAGCAGCGUGUGUCGGCACACUCUAAAGUUCUGCCGAGAGAAUACAGAGAUCCACAAAGCCUUCUCGCGGGUUGCUAAAGCUGGUUACCUCUCCAGAGGGAGAGGGGUUCUCUUUCUGGGUUUUGCUAAUCCAGAGACAGCUGACAACUUCCUGCAAGUUGGGCUCGAGAGCCUCCUAAUGUCACCCACGUACUUGUCCCUCAGAGAGCUGGAUGGAUUCAAAGACAACCUAGGUGAAUACUGCAAGGAGCUGCAGCAAGCAGGUAAUGAGUACGACCCCAAUGAAUGUUUCCUUCUGAAUGUAUCCAUAGCUGUUGGUGAACUAGUGCCUAACAGACCUUCACCAAGGGUCCAAGCACCAACAGUUCGAAAAUAUGCAAAGGUGUCCUUGGCCUCCUCAAGCCCUGACAAAAAGGUACUCAAGAAGGAGAGUGAAAUGGAAACUCUCAUCCUCACUCCGCCUCCAGGCACACCAGACAUUGACAAGGAGGGGGAGGAGGGAAGAAAAGCUAGAGAGGUGUGCUUUGUCAAUAUCCAGCGUGAGCUCAGGACCAGAGGAGUCUUCCUUCGUCACGAGUACCCCAAAAUCUAUAAUCAGUUGUGUGAGUUUGUGGAGAGCAACAAAAGGUUCACCCCUACUACUAUUUAUCCCAUAGAUAAGAGAACAGGGAAACAGUUUAUGUGCAUGAUCAUGGCUGCCUCCGAGCCAAGAACACUAGACUGGGUGGGUACCCCUCAUCUCUUGGAUGAUAUUAUAUAGUAUAGCACUAAAUAGUAAUGGUAAUGAUGUCAGUCACAGUAAAUGUAUAUAUUGUAAAUACAUGGUGUGAUUUAGCAAAUUGAACAUUGACAUGGAAAUAUGUGUAUGUAUGUGACCAAUCUUUUUCUCUCUGUCUCUCUCUUGAUCUUAGUUCUGUCUGUUGCCACACACACAAAAACUCUCACACACAUACAGUAAACAUACACUUUCAAAGGAUGUCCUUUGUUGUUUUUGGCUUGUUUUGCACCAGAGAGUUAAAAGCCUGCAUGUAGACUAGGCACAAACCCAGUUAUCCAGGUGUUCAAGAUGUGUACUUGUAUGAUCUGUGCAGUUUCUGCAGACGGUGUAUGAAGAACACAAUAUUUGCGAAGUGCACAUUUCAUUGCCUCCAAAUAAUAGUUGGCAAAGCCAGGUUUCAUAUUGUAACUGUCACCCAACAUUGAUUUCUCCAAAAAAUGUUAUAUCAGAGAUUUAUAUUAUACCUUGUUACAGUGGUUGUAAGAUUACAACUGUUUUAUUAGUAUUUAAGUAUUAUUUCCUUGGUAUGCUGUAGUUGUGUGAGUAUUUUUUUUAAUUAUUGCUAUAUUAGUUACUGGUUCAUAGUAAUAGAAGUACAAUCAAACCACCUGUUUGUUUUCCCACUUCUUUUAGGGUUUUAGUUAGAACUUAUUUCAUCUUGUGAAAAGACUUGAUGUCAUUCUGGUAUGAAUUGCUUUGUUUGAAAGUGGCCUUCAGUCAAAAACAAACAAACAAAAAAAAGCAUUUGACACAAAGCAAUGUAUAGGGUAAGCUAUUUCUAAAGGCUUGACAGCUCCAGACUUAGGUUGUUUGAACCAUUGUAAAUGAAUAAUUAUUUUGCUCAAAGCAUGUUAUAUUCAGGUAUUUUAAUAUUGAUAUUGCUUAUAAUUAAAUUUAUUAUGUUAAUGAGAUACCGUUUGAUGCUUAGAAAUGUAAGAAGUAUAUUAUAUAUAUUGAAUAUUAGAUCAUUUGAACAUCAUGACCUUGAGACCUUAUUGUAACUAAUACCACAGUAUGUUCUUAAUUAAACCAUAUGCAAUAAAAGAGCAACCUUAACAUCUAUAUUGUAAAAACCUAUUUUAUUAUGAAUAUUGAAUAAGUCCUUUGAGCCAAGAGUUGUAGAGACUCUGUUUGCACUAAAACAUAAAUUAUAAAAUAAGAAUGUUCCUAACAAAGCUACAGCACUGAACCCAGAUAAGAUAAUAUGCCUGCUUCCAUUGCCAUUAUUGACUAAUCUAAGGUUGCUCUUUUACUUGAUUAUAUAUCUUUGUGCAAGACCCUCCUCAACUUUCUAUUUUGUGAUGUUUAUAACCUAUAUAUAAAUAUAUAAUAAAUGGAAUUUAACGAGUGA
Amphiprion ocellaris (clown anemonefish) is the source of this 4926-nucleotide messenger RNA. RefSeq names its product un-named hu7912. Gene Ontology annotation, cellular component: apical junction complex; plasma membrane. The record is from RefSeq and is a predicted model, not a curated record. The transcript has 2 exons. Bases 354 to 3557 code for a protein of 1067 amino acids. Gene Ontology annotation, biological process: cell-cell junction organization. NCBI's taxonomy places the organism in Eukaryota, Metazoa, Chordata, Actinopteri, Pomacentridae.